UCGCCCGCCAGUCACCCCUGUCUGUCUGUCAUCCCUCAGGGAAUGGCCCCACGAGCCGGGGUCCCCAGGCCCUGGUUGCAGGCCGCGCCCCGAGGACCCUGAGAGGCGCCGCGGGUGCGCGCCCAGUGCGGCCUCCGGAGGGAACCUCCUGAGGAAACAGUAGAGAAUGUCUUUUCGUGGAAGAGGAGGUGGAGGAGGAAGAGGAGGUGGCUUCAACCGUGGAGGUGGUGGUGGUGACAGAGGUGGCUUUAACCGUGGCGGACGAGGUGGCUUUGGACGGGGAGGUGGAAGAGGAGGCUUCAACAGAGGAGGAUAUGACCAGGGCCCUCCAGAAAGAGUAGUUUUUUUGGGAGAGUUCAUGCAUCCCUGUGAAGAUGAUAUAGUUUGUAAAUGUAAAACAGAAGAAAACAAGGUGCCUUAUUUCAAUGCCCCGGUGUACCUGGAAAAUAAGGAGCAGAUUGGCAAAGUGGAUGAAAUAUUUGGACAGCUGAGAGACUUUUAUUUUUCAGUGAAACUGUCCGAGAACAUGAAAGCCUCUUCAUUUAAAAAAAUGCAAAAGUUUUACAUUGAUCCAGCAAAGCUGCUACCUCUUCAGAGAUUUUUGCCAAGGCCCCCAGGAGAAAAAGGUGCUCCCAGAGGAGGUGGUAGAGGAGGACGUGGUGGUGGACGUGGGGGAGGAAGAGGCGGUGGUAGAGGAGGAUUUGGAGGAGGCAGAGGUGGAGGAAGAGGAGGAGGAUUCAGAGGAGGUAGAGGAGGAGGAUUCAGAGGAGGAAGAGGUGGUGGAGGAGGCUUUCGGGGAAGAGGACAUUAAAUGUGGAGCCAUGAGUAUCUCCUUCCUCAUUGUCUUAUCAUGUCAUCUGCAGAAGCAAAGAACCAUGAAAAAUUUUUAUAAAGGACCCUGGAAAUCUUUUUAUAAAGAACUUGAAGCUACAAAUGACAGUUACUUUUACACUUAAUGACUAUUGGACACAUGAGGAGAGUGUAGCCACAGGUGAAGAGCUGAAGACUGCUCAGGAUAUGUGUAAACUUUUCUAACUAAGCCACCAUUUGCUAUUAUUCUUAAACUGCUUGUGUCUGACAAGCAGUGCAGUCAGUGCUUAACUCCAUGUUGGAGUUUGGAGUAAACAGUCAGUUGAAAUGGGUUUUCCAAAGACCCUGCAGGUUCACUGCAUGCACAUACUUCAGUGUGAACCUGUGCAUGACUGAUCCCUGGUUCUCAUCCUCGGUUUGUAUUGAAUCUUCUGGGAUGCUCUGAAAUGGACAUGCCGUUUAAACAACCUUUGUGAAUCUUUUUUUAUAAAUUAAAUUUCAAACUUUUGUGUUGGUUAUUUUUUAAAUGCAUAAUAAUGUAUAAGAGAGAAGACAGCAAAGUAUAUUUUGUGAAUUUUCUGUAUAAAUAUUAAUGAAAGCCAAAUGCAUUAAGAACAUAGUCUUCUUAGAAACUGCUGUCUAAUGAACAAGACAAGGUUAAUACUACACUUCAGUCAUCUGAUGGUACCUAAUUACACUGAUAUUAAAAUGCUAAGGGUUUUUAAUGGGCCCUGCAUCCCCCCUUAGCCUGUUUCUCUUGAGGUUUUGGUGUUCUGGUACUGCACCUGAGGAUUGUUGGAAAGGUAGUGACUGUGUCUUCCUAAGGAUGGAUGAGACCAGGGUGUCUCUCUGCCCUGGAACUUUGGAAUUUAAAUAGGUGAAAAUAGAACUUCCCUGGAUUUCUUUCAGCUUGAGCCAGGAGUCUGUUCACAGACUCUCCUACCAAGCACUUCUGAAAGGGGCCUGUAGAGUAAUUGUGCAAGUAUUUUGAACAUCUUGUUCAGUGUGAAAAAGGUUCCUUUCAGAACUGAUUGCACCGUUACACUUCUUAAUUGGUGAAUGCAGUAACAGGCAGUUUAAUUAUGUUAGCCUUCUGCUUAAUAAAGGCAACAGGUAAUUUUUCAGUACCAGGAUAGGACACUGCAUGUUUUAACAAAUGUGACCAUUUGUUAAUGUUGAACAAAACUUGAAAGAAUGGAAAAACAAAUGGUAUAGAAUUCAUUUAAACAUGAAUAGAUGCUGCAAAGGAUAAUAGAUAAAAAUGUUUUUCAGUUUAAAAAACCAAAACACAGAACAAUGAUUUUCUGCUAGGUCUGCUUUUGUGAGAAGAAGCUGAGUCUACUCUUAACCCCAGGAAAUGAGGGAUUCCAGGUGUUUUUUUUUCCUGGUAUUGCUACAAGCCUAGCUUUAGCCAGGUCAGUUAAAUCCAGAGCUGUGAGAAUGAUUAGGCUUUUGUUGCUAUACAGUGCUAGGCCUAAGUGUGUCAGAGCUUUGACUCGAGGCUUUGUAAAAUUGUCUUUUAUCUAAAUUCUUUGCAAGUAAAUGCAUUUUGGGCAUUCCACGUUGCAGCUGAACAAGAGAAGCCAAGUACAGCUGCAGUGUCAGGACUUCUGUCAUGUCUGCAGCUGUACUGUGCAGGGUUUCUUCACUGAUGCUUCAAUAGCAGACAGCUGGCUCAGAUCUUCUUUCCUUAUUGUUCUGACUUUAGACGACUAACAUAAGACAGUCCUCACUCUUAUACCCAAAUUCAUGCUGCUCUUCAGGGACAUGGUUUUUCCCAGGGUCUCAGAAAGCUCCUGCCAUGACCUGUGAAGUGCAGGGUGUGACAGGCAGUGUUUGGCUGCAGGCAGUGUUGCCUGGCAGCCCAGGAGCAGAUGUGUGCUGAGUCUCUCAGCAGAUGGAGCAGUGAGUCAGCCUGAGGCAUUGCAAGGGCAAAGCAAAGGCUUUGACCUCUGUAUGCAGAGGGGCUAAACGGCAAUAUCCAUUGCAGCUCUGGAGGAAAGAUUGGCCUCUUGAUUACAGGGAAGGGAUUGUGGUCCCAAUAGAGAAAUGCAUGAGGAGCAUUAUGGCAUGGCCUACAUAUACUAAUAAUGCUGGAUGGAUUUUAUGCAAAUAUCCAGAGAAAAUUUAUAAUCUUAGAUCUCCACAAAGGUUCUAGGAUGUUCCUAGGAUGGAAAAAUCAUAUGAGGAAACUGGAUAUGUCUUCCAUAUGCUGGUGCCUUUUUUUCCUUCUCCAUUCUGGGGAAGGGGGUUAUUUGCAAGGCACAUUCAGUCCCUGUUCUGCAUUGUCUUCUCUGUGUCAUGGUGUGAGCCUGCCCUCCUAAUAUAAGUAAGAUGCUAACAAUAAUAGAUCAAAAUGCAGUCUCAAAGAAAUUAAGACAUCUUAUUUGCAGUGUAAUGCUGUAACAAAUUAAGACAGAGGUCCCCUAAUUUUAUAUGACACUUUUCUGUCAGUCUUGAGCUUCUAGUUCAAAUUCUAGCUGUGAGUCUGUUACAUUUGCUCCUGGUCCUAGUAAGUGAAAUGUUCAGGUUUUAUUUAUAUCCGUAAUUACAGAUGCUCUGUGCUGCUGCUGCAGAGAAUAGGCGAGGGGCUCACAUGUACUGUGACAGAAAUGGCAAAUUUCAAGGAGUUGUAGUGUCUGGGGAAGAAAAGUCACAGUGCAGUCUGAAGUGAGGGGAGUUGGGGGUAAGGUGUUCGUGUAAGAUCUGGAUGACAGUUUGGUGUUCCCUGUAUUCAUUCCCCUUUCUCUGGUAGCUUCUGCUUUGGAGCACAUAGCUGGGCUAUCUAAAUAGCUUCUCACCUGCCACCUGCUCCAGCAGCACAAGGGGAGUUGCUGUCCUGGAAAUUCCGUUGAAGCUCACGUGGAUUUCAGAGCAGCUCAGUAUGCAGCAGUAGUGCUGUCACCUACCCAUGUCCUCCUCCACUGCCAUGGCAGUGUUUGACCCAGUGUAGGGUCAGACUUCCAGCUGAUUGUGAAACUGACACCUGGUGUAUCACCAGGAUUAGAUUGCUAACAAGUAGAAGACCUGGUACCUUUUGUCCAUGCCAUAGCAAAAUUGUGGGGGUAUUUUUUUUGUAUUUGGGAUCUAAAUCCUUAAACAGAGGGUACCACAUGGAGGUGUAUUAUAAAGCUUAAAUCGUUAGCAAUUGAAAACGGCUUUACUGCCCCUGCAUUCCUUGCAGAGUUGUUUAUUUUCCCUGUGUUUUCUGCAGAUGCUGGGAUAGGGUGGCUCAAUGUAGUUCACAGAUUUGCUAUGUCACUUAGAAAAAUUUGAUGAAGUGCAGAAAAUAAUUGGGAUAUUUAUGUGUAAGUCUGCAACAUUGGCAGUUGUAGAACAGGAAGGAUUUUCUCUGGCACUGACUUGUAUAUGUGGAUGUUUGCCUGAAGAAAUGCUGGACUAUCACACAUGUACUGGUGUGAAGUAAUUUUCAGUUGUGUAAAGCAUUGUCUUGGAAAGAAACAAUAUUGUUUAUUAAAAAAAAGCAUAGCUAUUGUGUGAUGUGUGGCAAGUAAAAA
This is a messenger RNA of Cyanistes caeruleus (blue tit), 4328 nucleotides long. It is a transcript of the gene GAR1, whose product is annotated as GAR1 ribonucleoprotein. Gene Ontology annotation, molecular function: box H/ACA snoRNA binding. The record is from RefSeq and is a predicted model, not a curated record. Gene Ontology annotation, cellular component: box H/ACA snoRNP complex. NCBI's taxonomy places the organism in Eukaryota, Metazoa, Chordata, Aves, Passeriformes, Paridae. Gene Ontology annotation, biological process: snoRNA guided rRNA pseudouridine synthesis; ribosome biogenesis.